Molecule: messenger RNA, 714 nt
Organism: Didymosphaeria variabile
Lineage: Eukaryota; Fungi; Ascomycota; Dothideomycetes; Pleosporales; Didymosphaeriaceae
Gene: RIP1
Product: ubiquinol--cytochrome-c reductase catalytic subunit rip1
Exons: 4
Coding region: 1-714 (237 amino acids)
Biological process (GO): mitochondrial electron transport, ubiquinol to cytochrome c
Cellular component (GO): membrane
Molecular function (GO): quinol-cytochrome-c reductase activity; 2 iron, 2 sulfur cluster binding
Source: RefSeq, a predicted model, not a curated record
AUGCCCGCCCUCGCAAACACCACCCGCGCGAUAGCCCGCUCAUGGACCCAGCACUCGCUGCCCGUCGCGCGGGCGGGCUGCGGCGCCAUGCAGUCCCGCAACCUCUCCGAGGUGCACUCGACGUCCAGCUUCGACAGCCCCUUCAAGGGCCAGGGUAGCUCCACCAAGAUCCCGUCGUUCGGCCACUAUAAGAAGAACUCCGGAAACGAGGACGGCCCUAAGCUCGUGCAGUACUUCAUGGUCGGCACCAUGGGUGCGUUGGCGAGUUUGGGCGCGAAGGCCACCGUGCAAGAUUUCCUUGUCAACAUGUCUGCUUCCGCCGAUGUCCUGGCCCAGGCCAAGGUCGAGAUCGAUCUCGCUGCCAUCCCCGAGGGCAAGAACGUCAUUAUCAAGUGGCGAGGCAAGCCCGUCUUCAUCCGACACCGUACCGAGGGCGAGAUCAAGGAGGCCGAGGACACAAAGUGGGAGGCGCUCCGUGACCCCCAGGCCGACGCGGACCGUGUGAAGAAGCCCGAAUGGUUGAUCAUGCUUGGUGUCUGCACCCAUCUUGGUUGUGUUCCCAUUGGCGAGGCUGGCGACUUCGGCGGCUGGUUCUGCCCUUGCCACGGUUCCCACUACGACAUCUCUGGCCGCAUAAGAAAGGGACCCGCACCGCUCAACCUCGAGGUACCGGAGUACGACUUCCCGGAAGAUGGCAAGGUAGUCAUUGGUUAA